Messenger RNA from Phacochoerus africanus (Common warthog), 1638 nucleotides. It is a transcript of the gene FNTA, whose product is annotated as farnesyltransferase, CAAX box, alpha. Gene Ontology annotation, cellular component: CAAX-protein geranylgeranyltransferase complex; cytoplasm; protein farnesyltransferase complex. The transcript has 9 exons. The record is from RefSeq and is a predicted model, not a curated record. The coding region runs from base 43 to 1137 and encodes 364 amino acids. Gene Ontology annotation, biological process: protein farnesylation; protein geranylgeranylation. Lineage: Eukaryota; Metazoa; Chordata; Mammalia; Artiodactyla; Suidae. Gene Ontology annotation, molecular function: CAAX-protein geranylgeranyltransferase activity; protein farnesyltransferase activity.
GGCGGGGUCUCCACCGCCUCCUCCGCUGCGGGCCGAGGAGAGAUGGCGGCCGCCGAUGGUGUCGGGGAGUCUGCGCAGGGUGGCGAGCCCAGUCAGCCGGAGCCGCCGCCGCCCCAGCCGCCCCAGGAAGAGGCGGUGGCGUCCCCUAUGGACGACGGGUUCUUGAGCCUGGACUCGCCCACCUAUGUCCUGUACAGGGACAGAGCAGAAUGGGCCGAUAUAGAUCCAGUGCCACAGAACGAUGGUCCCAAUCCAGUGGUCCAGAUCAUUUAUAGUGAAAAAUUUAGAGAUGUCUAUGAUUACUUCCGGGCCGUCCUGCAGCGCGAUGAGAGAAGCGAGCGGGCGUUUAAACUGACCAGAGAUGCCAUUGAGUUAAAUGCAGCCAAUUACACAGUAUGGCAUUUUCGAAGAGUUCUCCUUAAGUCACUUCAGAAGGAUCUGCAUGAGGAAAUGAACUACAUCACAGCAAUAAUUGAGGAACAGCCCAAAAACUAUCAAGUUUGGCAUCACAGGCGCGUGCUGGUGGAGUGGCUGAAAGACCCAUCUCAGGAGCUUGAGUUUAUUGCCGACAUUCUCAGUCAGGAUGCCAAGAAUUACCAUGCCUGGCAGCAUCGGCAGUGGGUCAUCCAGGAAUUUAAACUUUGGGAUAAUGAGCUACAGUAUGUAGACCAGCUUCUCAAAGAGGAUGUGAGAAAUAACUCUGUCUGGAACCAAAGAUACUUCGUAAUUUCGAACACCACUGGCUACAAUGAUCCUGCUGUUUUGGAGAGAGAAGUCCAGUACACUCUAGAAAUGAUUAAACUAGUACCACAUAAUGAAAGUGCAUGGAACUAUUUGAAAGGGAUUUUGCAGGAUCGUGGUCUUUCUAAAUAUCCUAAUCUCUUAAAUCAAUUGCUUGAUUUACAACCAAGUCACAGUUCCCCUUACCUAAUUGCCUUUCUCGUGGAUAUCUAUGAAGACAUGCUAGAAAACCAAUGUGACAACAAGGAGGACAUUCUUAAUAAAGCAUUAGAGUUAUGUGAAAUCCUAGCUAAAGAAAAGGACACUAUAAGAAAGGAAUAUUGGAGAUACAUUGGAAGAUCUCUUCAGAGCAAACACAGCACAGAGAGUGACCCACCUACAGAUGUACAGCAAUAACACCAUCUAGAAGAACUUGAUGGGAUGCUUCUAUUUUUUUAAGAGACUCUAAUGCAGGAGUUAAGAACUAGAGUGAUCAUUCCCUUGGCCUGUGGUGUAAAACAUGCGUCCCACAGGUACUGCUUUUUAACACGAACUAGGUGUGAUGCUUUUUGGGUGCUGCUGCGUUUCAGACUAGUUUAAGUAAUUGGACUCUUUCUAAGCAAAGUAAUUCUUUGGGAGGAGGGAGAAGAAACAAGGUCCUGUAAAGGAACUUCUGUAGUCUUAUCAACAUUUACUCUAAUUCCCUAGCACCACCUCCUCCCUAAGUCGUGUAUGUGUCAGGAUCGGCAGCCUCAAGGAUUGCACGAAACUUGAGUGUAAAGGAUAGGAGGUAACUGAGAGCAGUUGUUCCUUUAGAGCUGCUGCAUACGCCACACUCACAGUAUCUCACCAUCACUGUAACCAACUAAUGCCAAAAGAAUGGUUUUGUAAUAAAAUUAUAAAUGUAUCCUAAAACAA